GUGUGUGUGUGUGUGUGUGUGUGUGUGUGUGUAUGCACGUGGAAGCCAGAGGAUCACCAAAUGAGUCAUUUUUCAUGAACCAUCUCGAGUGUGUUCUUUUAUUUGGCCCAAGACGUGACUUUACUAUGUAGCCAAACUGGCCUCAGUGUCACCAAACUCUCACCCCACCAACCUCUCACCCCACCUCCUGAGAUUACAGGCUCCCACUACACUUGACUGAUGCUGGAGCAUUCUUGUAGCAUUUUUUUUUUCCAAGACAGGGUUUCUCUGGGUAACAACAGCCCUGGCUGUCUUGGAACUCACUCUGUAGACCAGGCUGGACUUGAACUAACAGAGAUUCACCUGCCUCCGCCUCCCGAGUGCUGGGAUUAAAGGCGUGAGACACCGCCACCGCCAGGCUCCUUACAGGAUUUUAAUAAUUCUACUGGUUUAAAGUUUUUCCCUAAAGAUUGCAUAUGAGUUGGGAGGAGAGGGUGACAGGAAGAGAGAGUAAUUAUGCGAGAGAUGAAAUAGGACACUUUAAUAUGAACUACACAGUGAAGGGGCAAAUGAACAUCCUGUACCUGUAGACUGGAUACCACCAACCAAGGAGUGGGGAGGGACUGCAUCAGUUACAAGCCUGGAAAGAUCACUCAGCAGUUCAAAACCUUACAUAUUGGUCAGUCCCCAGCACCCACGUGGUGGCUCACAAUCGUGUGUAACUCCUGUUCUAGGGGUUCUGAUGCCUCUUCUGACCUCCAUCGGCCCCUGCACACAUGUAGUUCACAUACAUAGACUCAGGCACACACACAUACAUAUAAAAUAAAACAAUUGUUUUGAUACAGGGUCUAUUGUAGCCCUGGUUGUCCUGGAACUCUCUAGGUAGAGCAGACUGACUUCACACAAAGAUCCACCUCUGCUUCCUUGUGCUGGGAUUAAAGGCCAUUACACCCAGAUAUAAAUAUUUUUUUACAAUUAAAAUUGAAGCAAUUAUAUGUUUGCUGUCUCCCAACCUAUAAGUAGUAAAUGGAGUGAUGGUUUAUAAUCAUGGAAAACAAAACAUCCUGAUGGUCCUCAAAUUUUCCACCUAGCUUUAGUAUCCGUGGAUGAUUCUUUUUUUAUUUUUUAUUCUUUUUGGUUUUUCGAGAUAGGGUUUCUCUGUGUAACUCCUGAAACUCACUCUGUAGACCAGUGUGGCCCUGAACUCAAGAGAUUCACCUGCUUCCACCUCCAGAGCGCCGGGAUUUAAGGUGUGUGCCACCACCGCCCAGCUCCAAGGAUGAUUCUUACCUGAUUCAAUUUUUGCAGAGACAACUGAAAAAUAAAUAAAGUUUUAAUUUCCACGUGUAAAUCUAAAACCUGACAUUUUGCACGCGGUACGGACCUGAUUCUAUCACUUUACCUCCGUGUGUGUUCAGCUAAGCAGCUCUGCCUGUCUGUCUGGAGGCGGCACAGAUCUUACCCAAGAGAACAGGAGGGACUAUCAUCCUCCAUCAGCCCGCCCCUCUCUGCUUGAUUAAAAGAUCCUAAUCGGCUUGGUGAGAUUAGGGGCUGCAGAGGGCUGUUCCCACACCCCCGCCCUGGGCUGGGCUGCCAGGGGAGACUGAAGGGGCAUCGACCUGUGACCCCUUAGCCAGGUCCCAGCCCGAGACUUCCCGAAGAGGGCAAUGACCGCGUGGCUCCUGCCAGCGGGUGGGCUUCCCGACGCCGGCUUCUGCGUCCCUGCGUGGCAGUCCUGGUCCAGCCUUUCGCGGGUCCUGUGCUGGCCAGGGCCUCGGCUGCGCGGACUCCUGCUCCUGCUGCUGCUCCCGCCGCCUGCUGCCCUCUCGGCCGUGUUCAAAGUGGGGGUCCUGGGCCCCUGGGCUUGCGACCCCAUCUUCGCCCGGGCCCGUCCUGAUCUGGCUGCGCGUCUGGCCGCUAACCGCCUGAACCGUGACCUUGCCCUAGACGGCGGCCCCCGGUUCGAGGUCGCGCUGCUCCCAGAGCCUUGCCUGACCCCGGGCUCUCUAGGGGCUGUGUCCUCCGCGCUGGCUCGAGUCUCUGGCCUGGUGGGUCCGGUGAACCCCGCAGCCUGCCGGCCAGCCGAACUGCUAGCCCAGGAGGCUGGAGUAGCUCUCGUGCCCUGGGGCUGCCCAGGCACGCGGGCGGCGGGUACUACAGCCCCGGCGGUGACCCCCGCUGCAGAUGCCCUCUACGCCCUCCUUAGAGCAUUCCGCUGGGCGCGCGUGGCCCUGAUCACCGCGCCCCAGGACCUGUGGGUGGAGGCGGGACGUGCUCUGUCCACAGCACUCAGGGCGCGGGGCUUGCCAGUUGCCCUAGUGACCUCCAUGCAGCCCUCAGACCUGUCUGGAGCUCGGAAGGCCCUCCGGAGGAUCCGGGACGGGCCUAGAGUUAGAGUAGUGAUCAUGGUGAUGCACUCGGUGCUGCUGGGCGGCGAGGAGCAGCGCUACCUACUGGAAGCUGCAGAAGAGCUGGGCCUAGCUGAUGGCUCUCUGGUCUUCCUGCCCUUCGACACGCUUCACUACGCGCUGUCUCCAGGCCGGGAGGCUCUGGCUGCUCUGGUCAACAGCUCCCAGCUUCGCAGAGCUCACGAUGCGGUGCUCACACUCACGCGCCACUGUCCUCCGGGAGGCAGCGUGCAGGACAGCCUGCGCAGGGCCCAAGAGCACCAGGAGCUGCCCGCUGACCUCGACCUGCAGCAGGUCUCUCCACUGUUUGGAACCAUCUAUGAUGCUGUCUUCCUGUUGGCUGGGGGAGUGACAAGAGCCAGAGAAGCUGUGGGUGGUGGCUGGGUGUCCGGUGCAUCUGUGGCCCGCCAAGUUCAGGAAGCCCAAGUCUCUGGCUUUUGCGGGGUCCUGGGAAGAACCGAGGAGCCCUCCUUUGUGCUGCUGGACACAGAUGCGUCAGGAGAUCGGCUCUUCACCACACAUCUGCUGGAUCCUAUCCGAGGCUCUAUACGCCCCGCUGGGCCCCCUGUGCACUUCCCUCGAGGUGGACCUGCGCCUGGGCCAGAUCCUUCCUGCUGGUUUGAUCCAGAUGUGAUCUGCAACGGAGGAGUGGAGCCAGGCCUGGUCUUCAUUGGCUUCCUCCUGGUGAUCGGGGUGGGACUGACCGGAGCCUUCCUGGCUCAUUACCUGAGGCACAGGCUGCUACACAUGCAAAUGGUCUCCGGCCCCAACAAGAUCAUCCUGACUCUGGAAGAUGUUACCUUCCUUCACCCACCAGGGGGCAGCUCUCGGAAGGUGGCCCAGGGCAGUAGAUCAAGUCUGGCUACCAGGAGCACAUCAGACAUUCGCAGUGUCCCCAGCCAGCCCCCAGAGAGCAGCAACAUUGGCCUUUAUGAGGGAGACUGGGUUUGGCUGAAGAAAUUUCCAGGGGAUCAUCAUAUGGCCAUCAGGCCAGCAACCAAGACAGCCUUCUCCAAGCUGCGGGAGCUCCGGCAUGAGAAUGUGGUUCUCUACCUGGGGCUAUUCCUGGCGGGGACACCUGACAGCCCUGCCGCCCCUGGGGAGGGCAUCUUGGCUGUGGUCUCAGAGCACUGUGCUCGGGGCUCCCUCCAUGACCUCCUUGCCCAGAGAGACAUAAAGCUGGACUGGAUGUUCAAGUCUUCUCUCCUGUUGGACCUCAUCAAGGGAAUGAGGUAUCUGCACCAUCGCGGUGUGGCCCACGGGAGGCUUAAGUCUCGGAACUGCGUGGUGGACGGCAGGUUCGUGCUCAAGGUGACAGAUCAUGGCCACGGGCGACUGCUGGAAGCGCAAAGGGUGUUACCGGAACCUCCCAGUGCGGAGGAUCAGUUAUGGACAGCCCCAGAGCUGCUUCGGGACCCAGCCCUGGAGCGACGGGGAACACUAGCUGGGGAUGUCUUUAGCCUGGGCAUCAUCAUGCAGGAGGUCGUGUGCCGCAGCACCCCCUAUGCUAUGCUGGGGCUCACACCCGAGGAGGUGAUCCAGAGGGUACAGAGCCCUCCCCCUCUGUGUCGGCCCUUGGUGUCAAUGGACCAGGCACCCAUGGAGUGCAUCCAGCUGAUGACGCAGUGCUGGGCAGAGCAGCCCGAACUUCGGCCCUCAAUGGACCACACCUUUGACCUGUUCAAGAGCAUCAACAAGGGCCGGAAGACGAACAUUAUCGACUCCAUGCUUCGGAUGCUGGAGCAGUACUCCAGUAACCUGGAGGACCUGAUCCGAGAGCGCACAGAGGAGUUAGAGCAGGAGAAGCAGAAGACAGACAGGCUGCUCACGCAGAUGCUGCCUCCAUCUGUGGCUGAGGCCCUGAAGAUGGGGACAUCUGUGGAGCCUGAGUACUUUGAAGAGGUGACGCUCUACUUCAGUGACAUCGUGGGCUUCACCACCAUUUCGGCCAUGAGUGAGCCCAUUGAGGUGGUAGACCUACUCAAUGACCUCUAUACGCUCUUUGACGCCAUCAUUGGGGCCCACGAUGUCUACAAGGUGGAAACAAUCGGCGAUGCCUAUAUGGUGGCCUCCGGGCUGCCACAAAGGAAUGGGCAGCGGCAUGCCGCAGAGAUUGCCAACAUGUCACUAGACAUCCUCAGUGCGGUAGGCUCUUUCCGCAUGCGCCAUAUGCCUGAGGUACCAGUGCGCAUCCGCAUUGGCCUGCACUCAGGUCCAUGCGUGGCUGGCGUGGUGGGCCUCACCAUGCCUCGGUACUGCCUGUUUGGGGACACAGUCAACACAGCCUCACGAAUGGAGUCCACGGGGCUACCUUACCGCAUCCACGUGAACAUGAGCACUGUUCAGAUUCUUUGUGCUCUGGACCAGGGCUUCCAGAUGGAGCGGCGAGGCCGCACAGAGCUGAAGGGCAAGGGUGCUGAGGACACGUACUGGCUUGUGGGCAGACAGGGUUUCAACAAGCCCAUCCCCAAACCACCGGAUCUGCAGCCAGGGGCCAGCAACCAUGGCAUCAGCCUGCAGGAGAUCCCCCCAGAGAGGCUCAGGAAGUUGGAGAAAGCCAGGCCGGGCCAGUUCACUGGGAAGUGAGGCUCCCUGGGAACAGGAUUAUCCUGCAAGGCCCUUUCUGAAGUUGCUGCUGUACCUGGGACUGACGCCUGAGGCUUCUGUCCACUUCUGCCUCCAAGGACUCUGAGCCAGGAGUCUGCUGCAAACCAGCAAUGUGACCUUGGGAAGAUCUGAAGUGCUGUUCAGGCUCCCCUUGGUGGUAGAAUGAGGGGGGGCUAAGUGGUUUCCACCACGCUGUGACCCUUACAGUGGCCUUUAGAGUGACUGGCCUUGGGACUCAGGACACUGUGGCAUAGGGCCUCCAGCUCCAGCUCCAAGGACCCUGAGCUCUUUGGGGGUUGCAGAAGUGGAGGGUUCUCCACUCUCUGGGUCCUGUGAGACACCAGAAGCAGGGAUCUGGGGUCAGAAACCCCAGGGGCAUGGAGGCCUCAUGUUCUACAGGGCAGGGGUCAUCAUGCAGCCUGGAAAGACCAGGUCUUCUGUUAACCUCCAUCUUAUUCCCUCUACUCUCCAUCGCUCACUGGUAAGAAACUGGCUCCUGCUCCAAUGGGCAGAACCAAAUCACUUGCCCAAGUGCAGAGAAAAGCUUGCUUUGAUGCUCCAUGGGAGGGAAAUCAGCUGCAUCAAACUUUGCUAGCCAGAAUAAUGGCAGAUGGAUAGUUUAUUAUCUGCUCAUCUGGGUGUUGGUGAAUUGGUAGUUGAAAAAAACAAAUUUCUCCUGAGGUCUUUGCAGCCAACGUCCACACCUAGUCCUGGCCAAUCCCCAGCUGAAGUUUCCUUUGUGGAACACUGAGGUGCCGAUGCCUGGGCUUUGGCAAGUUUGACUCUUGCUGUCUCUGUCGUUGGCACAGAUUCUGGAGGAUGUUGGCAGCAGACACCCAGUAGGUAGUGAGUGUCCAGGACCUGGCAAUGUGCAAACGGAACUGGAGACGAUGUUGACAGAGUCUGAAAGAUGAAAUAAGUCCUCACUAAGAGAGGCACAGCUGGUAUGCCAGCAGCACUGGCAUCACCUGGGAGACUGUUAGGCACACAGAGCCUCAGUCCUACACCCACGGUAUCAAGUCUGGGGCAGGGGCAGGUGUGGUAGCACACACACACCAUCAAUGCUAGCACUGAACAGGCAGAGACAGAUGGAUCUCUGAGAGUUUGAAGCUAGUCUGCUAUACACAAUGAGUUCCCAGCUAGCCAGGACUGCCAGUAAGAACCUGUCUAAACAAAAACAACUGUGUAUAGUUAUAUAUGUAAUGCAUAAUCUAGGGCUGGAGAGUUAGCUCAGUGGUUAAGAACACUUGUUGGUUUUCCAGAGGAUCAAGGUUUGAUUCCCAAGACCCACACAGAGGCUAGCAAUGGUUGAUAACUCCAGUUCUAGGGGAUCUGACACCCUCUUUUGGCCUCUGCAGGCCCUGGGAAUGUAUGUGGUUUACAGACACACAUGCAAACAAAACACCCACACACGUAAAAUAAUUUUUAAACAAUCUAAAAAUAUUUUAACUUUCUUU
Messenger RNA from Peromyscus californicus insignis, 6451 nucleotides. RefSeq names its product guanylate cyclase 2D, retinal (gene Gucy2d). Lineage: Eukaryota; Metazoa; Chordata; Mammalia; Rodentia; Cricetidae. The transcript has 20 exons. Gene Ontology annotation, biological process: protein phosphorylation; cGMP biosynthetic process; receptor guanylyl cyclase signaling pathway. The coding region runs from base 1647 to 4973 and encodes 1108 amino acids. Gene Ontology annotation, molecular function: guanylate cyclase activity; ATP binding; peptide receptor activity. The record is from RefSeq and is a predicted model, not a curated record.